Messenger RNA from Carassius carassius (crucian carp), 2322 nucleotides. It is a transcript of the gene slc25a14, whose product is annotated as solute carrier family 25 member 14. The transcript is spliced from 9 exons. Gene Ontology annotation, cellular component: mitochondrial membrane. The coding region runs from base 194 to 1054 and encodes 286 amino acids. Gene Ontology annotation, biological process: mitochondrial transport. NCBI's taxonomy places the organism in Eukaryota, Metazoa, Chordata, Actinopteri, Cypriniformes, Cyprinidae. The record is from RefSeq and is a predicted model, not a curated record.
GGUCGCGGCGAGUUUAGUUCCUGCUAGAGACACGUGAUGGUAAACUGAAUGCCGUAUGCACUCCUGGAGUUUGACUGCGAAAAGUACUGUGAUCCUACAUGUGGUCGAGAUGAUGGAGUCCAAAAUAAAAUAACAGAGGUGACUGAAGCACCAAGAAUCAGGACUCCAUCAAGCCGAAGGAGCCGCAACAGAAAUGGCAAACCUGAACUGGAAGCCGUUUGUCUAUGGGGGAAUGGCCUCAAUUGUCGCAGAAUUCGGUACGUUUCCCAUUGAUCUCACAAAAACACGGCUCCAGGUUCAAGGGCAGACGCACUGUAUGGAGGUCCGAUAUCGGGGAAUGUUCCACGCUUUGUUGAGGAUUGGCCGUGAAGAAGGGAUCCGGGCAUUGUACUCUGGAAUUUCUCCUGCAGUCCUCCGACAAGCUUCUUAUGGGACAAUCAAGAUCGGUACAUAUAACACAUUAAAGAAACUGUUUGUCAGUCAUCCAGAAGAUGAGACUAUGGUGAUUAAUGUGUUUUGUGGUGUGGUGUCUGGAGUUUUGUCAUCUUCUUUGGCAAAUCCAACUGAUGUGCUAAAGAUUCGCAUGCAGGCUCAAGGCAGCCUGUUACAGGGAAGCAUGAUGUCUAAUUUCAUCAACAUUUACCAGACUGAAGGCACGCGAGGCCUGUGGAGGGGUGUAAUUCCUACAGCACAGAGAGCGGCCAUCGUGGUGGGUGUAGAGCUGCCAGUCUAUGACAUCACCAAGAAGCAUUUGAUUCAUUCAGGCCUCAUGGGAGACACUGUGUUAACUCAUUUCAUUUCCAGUUUCGCGUGUGGUCUGGCAGGUGCUUUAGCCUCCAACCCAGUGGAUGUGGUGAGGACACGUAUGAUGAAUCAACGUGUGCUCGCGGGUAACCCUAUGUACAAGGGUACGCUGGAUGGACUCAUGCAGACCUGGAAAAAUGAAGGAUUUUUUGCUCUCUAUAAAGGCUUCUGGCCCAACUGGCUUCGUCUGGGGCCCUGGAACAUAAUUUUCUUCAUCACCUUUGAGCAGCUGAAGAAGCUUCCAUUGUAGAGCUGUGUGUAUGUGUCUGGGGCUUCUGUCCUUCAGCAUUUACCAUCCCUUCUCCGUCACGCACCUAUAAGUAUUUUUAUUUAAGAAUGAAAAUGUAUUUUGUUCUCAUUUGCAUUGUACAUACUUGACCUAUUUAAACAUAUUUGUUUUUGAACCUAAAUGCUUUGUGUUUCAAUCCUGGCAGCUAUGUUGUCCAUCCCCGCCAUGUUCUUAGGCCCAGUGGUGUUUUCAUCAUAUAUGCUUGGUCAGAUAGGAGCAGCACUGGUGAAUAUUUGAGGUAAAGGGCUAUAGCGAAAACUGGAAACUACGAGGCAUAGUUUCUCUACACUGGAUUGGGAGUCUAGAAUUGUAGCAUAAGUUACUAAAAACACAUCCGCCAUGUGGGGGAUGCAAAGCAAUAGUUUAGUGUAGAACUGAAUGCAGUUGUUGAAUAUAAGCAGGGAUAUUUGAGGUCCACGCACUCCUAAUUAGACAUUGUCCUUAUUUAACAUGCAGACACAGCUUCAGUGAUGUAUGUAUUUUGCUUCAUCUGUAGACUGCAGAUAUGAUAGAAAUUGGCAUGUUGCAAAAUUGCAUGCAGCCCAAAUUAAUACCAAAGGAACUAGUAAAGGGAGAUGUGUGGCCUCAUAUCCUGGAUCGUUGAGAUCAUUGGGCCUUAUUCAUAAAACAUGAGCCAAUUUCAAUGUAGCCUAAGUCUGUUCUUGUGCAAGUUUGUCACAUUUAAUUCAAAACUGCUCAGAAAUUGUUACGCUUAGAAGGCCCAACAUGUGAAAAAAGCUUCAUGUAUCCCAUAUUAUGUCAAGGACGUGUGAAAAGCUCCAUGAAAAUGGGUUAGAAGUUUGUUUGAACAUGCACAGAAUUCUAAGCACUUGUGAUAUUGCACAAGUUUUUAUUUUACUUUUUUUCAGUGAUGUCUUUAUUUGCGUGUGUUCUGAGAAGCACAUGUAAAAUGUCAAAUAUUUUGGCAGCCGUCAAAAGUGUUUAAAUACUGCUACUGUACUAUAGAAUAAAAUAUUAGCACAUAUAGUUUUUGUUUGUUCAUUUUCAACCAGAUUUUGUAGAAAAGGGUGUCAUUUGCAUUUUUAUUGCUUGCCUCUUUGCCAAAGUGAACGUGUUUUAAACCAGAACUGCACUGAUGUUGCUGGUUUUUAAAAGUGACAUUAUUAUUGUUAUUAUUGGGAAAGUACUGUUACAUAUUCAUCAUUGUAUGUCAUCAUAUUUCAAGGCUUACCACUUCCUGCUUUUAUAUUUAUGCCUUUGCCUGAUUU